This is a messenger RNA of Coffea eugenioides, 1578 nucleotides long. Its product is annotated as BES1/BZR1 homolog protein 4-like. The coding region runs from base 247 to 1224 and encodes 325 amino acids. Gene Ontology annotation, molecular function: DNA-binding transcription factor activity. Lineage: Eukaryota; Viridiplantae; Streptophyta; Magnoliopsida; Gentianales; Rubiaceae. The record is from RefSeq and is a predicted model, not a curated record. Gene Ontology annotation, biological process: DNA-templated transcription; brassinosteroid mediated signaling pathway. The transcript is spliced from 2 exons.
UUCCCACCCAUACCCCAAUAUUUAGCUCGCUCGUCUUCUAAACCCCUCAAAUCCUCCGUCCUCGUUCAUUUAUUUCGACUCUCAUCUCAUCAUUUCACUCAUUGAAAACCCAACCCGGUCCAAUUAGACCGGCCGAAAUAAAUCCAACCCGGUUCAACCGGUGCUUUUUUGUCAAUUUUCCGGUGGAGCUGGGUGGGAGUUGGUUGAUAGACGGCGUCGUAUCUGUUUUUUUUUCCUUUUCAUUAGAUGACGUCGGGGACGAGGCUUCCGACAUGGAAGGAAAGAGAGAACAACAAGCGGAGAGAGCGGCGGCGGAGGGCGAUCGCCGCCAAGAUCUUCGCCGGACUGAGGAUGUACGGGAAUUAUAAGCUCCCCAAGCAUUGCGAUAAUAACGAAGUCUUGAAAGCUCUCUGUAAUGAAGCCGGUUGGGUCGUUGAAGAAGACGGCACCACUUACAGAAAGGGAUGCAAGCCUGCUGAACGCAUGGAUAUUAUUGGUGGUUCUGCAACAAUGAGCCCUUGCUCAUCAUACCAACCAAGUCCUGGCGUAUCAUACAACCCAAGUCCUUCGUCAUCAUCCUUCCCAAGCCCUGUUUCAUCCCAUUAUGCUGCCAAUGCAAAUGGUAGUGCUGAUGCUAAUUCCCUCAUACCUUGGCUUAAAAAUUUAUCAUCCGGCUCAUCACCUGCUUCAUCCAAGCUCCCACACCAUCUUUACAUCCCCAGUGGCUCUAUAAGCGCUCCAGUCACCCCUCCUUUGAGUUCUCCUACUGCCCGGACCCCACGGAUGAAAGAUAAUUGGAAUGAACAAAUAGGUGGUUCAGUGUGGGGACAGCAAUACGCCUUCUUACCCUCAUCUACCCCCCCCAGUCCCGGUCGUCAGACUCCCCCUGAUUCAGGGUGGCUGUCUGGUGUUCAAACUCCCCAAGAUGGGCCUUCAUCUCCAACCUUCAGCCUUGUUGCAUCAAAUCCAUUUGGCAUCAAAGAGCCACUUUCAAAUGGAGGAUCCCGCAUGUGGACUCCAGGGCAGAGCGGAGCAUGCUCCCCAGCUAUUGCAGCUGGUUUUGAUCAAACUGCUGAUGUCCCCAUGGCUGAUGCUGUUUCUGCUGAGUUUGCAUUUGGCAACAGUACCAAGGGACUGGUCAAGCCGUGGGAAGGGGAGAGGAUACAUGAGGAAUUCGUAUCCGAUGAUCUUGAGCUUACCUUAGGGAACUCUAAAACCAGGUAAGUGGUACAAGAUUGUUCAACUGUGGCAGCGUAUCACAUAAAUUUCAUGUGACAUGUUAACAAAUUGUUUUGAUGUUGCAGAUAGGGAGUGAGUUUUAUGCGGAACAGAAUAUCAAUCUGUCAGUAUGUGUGCAUGAGCUGAUGUCCUUUUAGCAAAGAUGAAGUGAUUAUCUGUGUCAAUACUUCUGAAGGAUUAUUAAUUGGUGGAAUCAGUGAUGUUAUAAUGUAGAAUAGCGGAAAUAUUCUUUUUUUUUUCCAUUUAUUUUUUUAGAUCUUUUUCACUAUCUUAGAUAGUAAAGCUCAGUAUAAAUAGAUAUUCCAUGAGUGGCUCUUGAACUUUUUCCACCCAUUUUUC